AUGGAUAGAUAUGACCCUGUGGAAUCGCAUUCCAGAAGUUCGAAAUCAUUCAUCUAUCUUGUCAUCAUAUCACAGAUUUUUGGGUUACUUGCCGUCAUCUUAACAGCUGUUUGGUUGGGAAAAUACUGGGGUGGUUUUAGUUGGACUAACGCCAACACAGUCUUCAAUUAUCAUCCUCUGUUCACGGUCUUGGGUCUAGUGUUUUUAUAUGGCGACGCAAUUUUAGUAUAUCGUGUAUUUCGAUCAUUCCGAAAACUACCAAUUAAAAUUCUACAUGCUGUCCUACAUAUUCUUGCAUUCUUAUUCGGUGUUCUAGGAAUUAAAGCGGUGUUUGAUAUGCACAAUGCCUUAUUAAUACCUAAUUUAUACAGUCUUCACAGUUGGUUAGGUAUAAUAGCUAUUAUAGUGUUUGGAUUACAGUGGGUUGCAGGUUUAAUUGGCUUUCUGGUACCCCAGACACCCCAAGUUGCUCGUAGUAAACUUCUUCCUAUACAUGUUACACUAGGCAGCUUUUUAUAUUUACUUGUGAUUGGUGUAUGUAUCUCUGGGAUUACAGAGAAGAACUUUUUUUCAAAAACUUAUCCAGUUUUAAAAGCUGGUGAAUUAAUUGGCAAUUUACUUGGUGUUGUAUUGGUAAUAUUCUGUGGUUUAAUAUUUUAUUUAACUCAAAAUCCAAACUAUCGUCGUAUAGAAACAAUAUCUCCAGAACAUCGUGCACUACAAGAAUAA
Schistosoma spindalis is the source of this 729-nucleotide messenger RNA. Lineage: Eukaryota; Metazoa; Platyhelminthes; Trematoda; Strigeidida; Schistosomatidae. The record is from the annotation of a GenBank genome assembly.